Neltuma alba is the source of this 927-nucleotide messenger RNA. RefSeq names its product transcription factor bHLH69. The transcript has 7 exons. The coding region runs from base 1 to 927 and encodes 308 amino acids. Gene Ontology annotation, biological process: regulation of transcription by RNA polymerase II. Gene Ontology annotation, molecular function: RNA polymerase II cis-regulatory region sequence-specific DNA binding; DNA-binding transcription factor activity, RNA polymerase II-specific; protein dimerization activity. Gene Ontology annotation, cellular component: nucleus. The record is from RefSeq and is a predicted model, not a curated record. Lineage: Eukaryota; Viridiplantae; Streptophyta; Magnoliopsida; Fabales; Fabaceae.
AUGACGCCGUUUACCUCUGGAGGAAGUAGUAACCGUGGGUGUCAUUCAGCUGAGGAUUUCGCUGCAGUUGGUGCGAAAAAUGGGAAUAGGAGUCAGGGAACUUGCCUCCCUGAACCAUUUCAUAAUUAUGUUGAGUAUCUUACAGAAGCCUCGCCAUAUCUGGCACAUACUACGGCAGAAUAUGCACUUGCGAGCUGUUAUCCUCCUGUUGGCAGCUUACCAAAUGAUACUGGGGUCAAUAGAACGGACACAAACUUCUUUUACAAUGAUCCAGGCUGUUUUAAAGCUAUUGAUUCUUCUUCUGGGAUAGACUUCAGGAAGGUGGGGUUUUGGAGACCAAGUAGUGAAGGCUACCAAUCAAAGAAAUUUGCAACUAACCAACCCAAUCAUCUUGCUGAGAGCGAGGCACUGUGGAAGGCAGAAUCAACUGGAGAUAAACAUUCUGCUUCAAAACUUGAUCCAAGGGUAACAGUAGGUGAGCUUGGUUUCCUUCCCAAAUCACGAAGUAGUUCAUCAAAACAGAAAGCCACUGCAGCUGACCGCCAACGCAGGCAACGCAUUGCUGAUAACCUCAAAGCUUUGCACGACUUGCUACCAGCUCCAGCAGAGGGUUGCUCGGCAUAUAUACUGGAUGACGUCAUUGACUAUGUCAAAUAUCUGCAGCUUCAGAUAAAGGAAUUAAGUGGAAGAAGACUGCAAGGUGAAUUACCUGCCAUGCCACUGACAUUCCGUGAGGGCUACGGCCACUAUAUCAACCAGCAGAUGCUAAAUGAACCACUUGAGGAGAUGAUGGGAAAACUAGUUGAGGAAAAUCCAGCAGCAGCAGCUCAGCUGUUAGAGAGUAAGGGCCUUUUUCUGUUGCCCUUGUCUUUGGCUGAAGACUUGCGCCAGGCUAUGCAGAUGUUUGGUGGCAUUUCACGAGUCUGA